CAACGCGUACCUGCGUGUACCUGGUUUUUUACCUGUAUAAUGUGAAGUAUGAUCAAAGGCAAGGUGUUCGGAGUCUAGAGCUUAUUCAAGGCUGGGGUAUGAGCGCUGACGGUGUGUAUAAGAUGGAUAUGGAGAACAGCAGCAUGACGACGACGUCAUCCGGUAAACACGUGGUGAUCCUCUCCAUCGUCAUGUUCCUCUGUGGCAUCGCCGUGCUCAUCGUCGGCAUCGUCCUCGGUGUCAGGGCAACACAGACCGCCAACAACGCCCCCUGCGUGCAGCCCGACAAGGGAGUGGCCCCCACCACGCACCCAGCAGCCCCAACCACUCAAGCCCCUGGACCAACUCCUUCGAUUUCUAUCGAGGGCCAUUACAGAUAUGCAGGGAUUGCCACGGAUACUCAGAUCUGUUCGAAAGUCGGAAUUGACAUAAUGGGACGGAAGGGAGGUUCGGCUGUAGAUGCUGCCAUAGCAACCAAUCUGUGUGUUGGGUCAGUUAAUUUCCAGAGUAACGGUCUUGGAGGGGGUCAUUUCAUGACCAUAUACAAGAGAUCAACCAACGAGUCGUUCGCUAUAAUGGCGAGAGAACAAGCGCCGGCGGCAGCCACGGAGACCAUGUACGUCGGCCUGACGGGCUACAACAACAACAUCGAAGGUGGUCUAGCCAGUGGGAUACCAGGAGAGAUAAUGGGGUACUGGGAAGCGCACAAGAUCGGCGGGAAACUGCCCUGGUCUGAACUCUUUCAGCCGGCCAUCAAGAUUUGUGAGGAGGGGUUUCCCUUCCCGCCGUCAACUGAAGACGCGUUGAUACCAGCACGCGAUAAGGGCUACCUAGACAGAAAUCCCAACUUGAGAAAUCUGCUAACGAAUCCUGACACUAAGAAGUAUUAUAAACGUGGUGAGAAGAUUAAGAGACCCGAAUAUGCCCGGACUCUUCGUAUCAUCGCCAGCGAGGGAUACCAGGCGUUUUACAACGGCAGUCUCACCGCAAUCAUCGUCAAGGAACUCACAGACGCAGGUGGUAUAAUAACAGAGGCUGAUUUAAGAUCAUACUACGCCAUCGUUAAAACCCCUGUUGUAUCGAAGCUGAAUAACAACAUGAGGAUUAUCUCCCCUCCCCCACCGUCCGGUGGUCUUGUUCUACAGUUCAUUCUCAACAUUUUGAGUGGUUAUAAUUUCACUCCCUAUGACUUAAUGACGUCAGAGAAGACGAUUUUGACGUACCACAGAAUAGUGGAAGCCUUCAAGUUCGCGUUCGCCAAGAGGUCAGCAAUGGGGGACGCCGAUGUGGAGGACCAGGAGUUUAAGGACAGAAUUGAUGAUCUCAUAAAGAAUCUGACGUCACAAGAGUACGGAAAUUACGUCAGAUCCAAGAUAAAUGACGAUAAAACGCAGAAGACCACGGACUAUGGACCAGCGUUCAGUAUGGUAGAGGAUGCCGGGACGGGUCAUAUUUCUCUGUUGGCACCGAACGGAGAUGCGGUUGCCACGACAACCACUAUUAAUUUUCAUUUUGGUUCCAAAGUUGUCGGUGCGCAGACCGGCAUUGUGUACAACAACGAGAUGGACGAUUUCUCCACGCCCAAUACAACCAACGGCUAUGGUAUACCCGCGUCCGAGUCCAACUUCAUCAAACCCGGGAAGCGCCCCGUAUCGUCCAUGUGUCCGUCCAUCAUCGUCGAAGACGACGGCGACGUGUCUAUGGUUGUCGGAGCAUCCGGGGGAACUCGGAUUAUUACCAGCUCGGCACUGACUGUCAUAAGCGCUUUGUGGUUCAGUAAGGGGAUUAAGGCGUCCGUCGACUAUCCCAGAAUUCAUCACCAACUCGUUCCUAAAUCGCUCCGCGCAGAGGAGGGAUUCCCGCAGUAUAUACUCGACGGACUAAAGGCCAAAGGUCAUGACAUCAAGAUGUAUGCAACGGCUAAAAGUGUCGUUCAAGCUGUUCUACAGAAGGCGACCAAUAAGAUCACAGUUAACAGCGACUAUAGGAAAUACGGAAUACCAGACGGAUAUUAAACAUUUAGAGCUGCAAUGUCAUCUGCUCAUCCUGUGACGUCAUGAACUAAUGCGAAAUACAAAGUAUUCUUGCCCACUGAACAAUGUUAUCCAGCUUAAGGACGGUACUAGCAAAAUCUGUCUGACCCUAGGGCUAGAUAAAUCUGUCCGACCCGAGGGCUAGACGAUUUCUACAUACACGUGACGUCAUAACUCGUUUUACGACGAUUGACGUCAUAACUCAUGGUUUUUAAAAUUCUG
This is a messenger RNA of Gigantopelta aegis, 2255 nucleotides long. RefSeq names its product glutathione hydrolase 1 proenzyme-like. Gene Ontology annotation, cellular component: plasma membrane. The transcript is spliced from 12 exons. The record is from RefSeq and is a predicted model, not a curated record. Gene Ontology annotation, biological process: glutathione catabolic process. Bases 99 to 2015 code for a protein of 638 amino acids. Lineage: Eukaryota; Metazoa; Mollusca; Gastropoda; Neomphalida; Peltospiridae. Gene Ontology annotation, molecular function: glutathione gamma-glutamate hydrolase.